Cyprinodon tularosa is the source of this 1119-nucleotide messenger RNA. RefSeq names its product vesicle-associated membrane protein 1-like. The transcript is spliced from 5 exons. The coding region runs from base 680 to 1063 and encodes 127 amino acids. Gene Ontology annotation, molecular function: SNAP receptor activity; syntaxin binding. The record is from RefSeq and is a predicted model, not a curated record. Gene Ontology annotation, biological process: vesicle fusion; vesicle-mediated transport; SNARE complex assembly. Gene Ontology annotation, cellular component: SNARE complex; plasma membrane. NCBI's taxonomy places the organism in Eukaryota, Metazoa, Chordata, Actinopteri, Cyprinodontiformes, Cyprinodontidae.
AGACGCAUUAUUGCAGCUGAAACACUUUGCACGAACCAAAGUACCGCACUUCCCCCCCAUGAUUCCCAGAGAGAAAGGGAGGAGGAAGCAGGAAUCAAACUGUUUUCUCAUUAUUGCACUUUCUUUCCCCUGAUCCAAAAAAAAAAAAAAAAAAAAAAAAAAAAAAAAAACAGUUUGUAGCUUUCCUAACAGGAAACUACUUAGCCUGCCAGCCAAUCAGCGCUGCGUCCUCCAUCAGCAUCUAGGAGCAACUCAGGAUCACUUGGAGGAGCAGGACGCAGCAUCCCCGCUGGGAUCUGGACAUCCAUGGAUUCACCUCUUGGCUGGAAUAUCAUUUAACAUAGAAGCGCUCCUUUUCCUCGCUGUUCUCCAUCACUCCCCUGCCACACAGUGAGUUAUCACCCGACCUGUAUCCGUGGCUCGGUGUGUUGCGGUACUUUGCGGACGACUUGCAGCAUAAAAGCAUCGCUUGAAGAUCGCUUCCACUGCGCCAAGAAGAAUCCCCGCCCAUUUCUCAAGCAACUUCAACCUCUCUACUAACUAAAGCCUUUUUUUCUCCUGGAUAAGUGCCUUUACAUCUGCCUUACUUUCAUUUUUUUUAAAGAAAGUAAUUCAUAUUAUUACUUUAGGACUCCUCCUCUCCGCUGCCCGUCAGUCAGUCCAAACAGCUGCAUAGGAAAUGUCUGCCCCCGAUGCUGCUGCUCCUCCAGCUGCUGGACCUCCAGGUGCUCCUGGUGCCCCUGGUCCAGAUGGAGCCCCAGGUGGUGGACCUCCAGCCCCACCCAACACUUCCAGCAACCGCAGACUUCAGCAGACACAAGCACAGGUUGAGGAGGUGGUGGAUAUUAUGAGGGUGAAUGUGGACAAGGUUUUGGAAAGGGACCAGAAGCUUUCAGAGUUGGAUGACAGAGCAGAUGCUCUACAGGCCGGAGCCUCCCAGUUUGAAAGCUGCGCAGCUAAGCUAAAAAACAAGUACUGGUGGAAGAACUGCAAGAUGAUGAUCAUGAUGGGCAUCAUUGGAGUCAUUGUAGUUGGAAUAAUAUUCUUGUACUUCUUCUAUUGAGCUCCUGCCAUCAUCACAGAUGAACUCAAACCGAAGGACAACAUUACAGGGAAGAA